CUCUCUCCCCUGUCAACCUGAGGUGCCUUCAUGAAUAAUUUAAAUGACCCCCCGAACUGGAACAUCUUGCCGAAUCAACGAGAGCCCGGGGAUGAAGGCAGCAAAUGGAACUACGCCUUGCUGGUCCCCAUGCUGGGCUUGGCCGCCUUCCGUUGGAUCUGGACCAGAGAAUGUCAAAAAGAAAUAGAAAGAGAAAAAAAAGAAUAUUAUAAGAAACAUUCAUCUUUACAAAAGGACCUGGAAGCCAAAUACCGGGAUAUAAUCACAGAAAAUCGUCGCACGGUUGCUCAUUUGGAGUUGGAGCUCGAAAAGGAACGCAACAGAACCCUGAGUUACCGUGAAGCCCUUGUGUCCCAGAGUCGUAAACUAGUAGAAGAAAGAAGGAUUCUAGAACAGGAGCAGGAGAAGUUAGAGCAAGAGAAACAAAUCCUUUUGCACUCGGGAGCAGCAGGUAACUUGUACCGAAGUUGUUUGGCAAAGGAAGAAGAGUGGCAAAAGAGAGCCAGUAUUUUACUAAAAGAAUUUGAAGAGGGACUUAAAGAAAGACAGGACAUCUACUGCAGUCUUGUUGUACCCAGAAGCCAGAGACUAGAAAUAGAGAAAAACCUGCUAGUUAAAGCAGCAACUGAUCCUGUUGCCAUGGCUCUACACAUGGAAAGUGGCUUAAAAGAUAUUUUCAAACAUGAUAACUACUGUGGCAAUCUGCUGAACAGAAACAAAACUCAGAAUGGAAAACUUAUGUGGCUGUAUCUGAGAUACUGGGAACUAGCUAUUGAACUACAGAAGUUCAAGAGGGCAGAAAAGGCCAUGUUAGGAAAACGCUAA
Messenger RNA from Apaloderma vittatum (bar-tailed trogon), 825 nucleotides. It is a transcript of the gene CCDC127, whose product is annotated as coiled-coil domain containing 127. The coding region runs from base 31 to 825 and encodes 264 amino acids. Lineage: Eukaryota; Metazoa; Chordata; Aves; Trogoniformes; Trogonidae. The record is from RefSeq and is a predicted model, not a curated record. The transcript has 2 exons.